AUGCCAGCGACAGAAGCCGAAUAUCACCAGAUACAUCAUGUUCCGGCCCGCCAACCGACUGCGAUCAUGCCUCGAGCUCAGGAAGAGCGCCCGCAGAGGCUGGUCAAGCGCUAUCGCACCGAGAUCGCCGCCAGCACGUCGAGUAUGUUCUCGACUGUCCUUGCAUUUCCCCUCGAUAGCGUGAAAACGCGAAUGCAGACCUACCGAUACGAAGGCUUCCUCGAUUGUGUGACGCACACAUACCGCACCGAGAAGUUGAGAGGCUUCUUUCGGGGCGUCCUCGCCCCAAUGGCCAGCAUCACACUCGUCCGAACCAUGUCCUUUUCGAUUUACCAACGCGCCAAACACAAUUACUCGGGCUGGGUUAAGAACGCCCUGGGAUUCGACGUGCUGCAGCAUGUGAAUCAGAAAGGCACAUAUCCGAAUCUGUACUCCAUUGCCUGUUUUGGAGCCGCCGGCGCCACUGCCGGCUCAUGUAUCACGCUUCUCGCCUGCCCUUUUGAGCUCACCAAGCUCAGCGCGCAGGUGGCUGUCUUGUUGUCAGACCAACAAAAGCUCAAGGAAGCAAAUUGCCGCGCCACCAAUGGCCACCAGGUUGCAGCAAGCUACCAAAAUAAGGGCACUUUCAAGACCAUGCGCAACAUUGUUCGUCAUAGGGGUGCUCUGGGGCUUUACACUGGCUUCAACUUGCACUUGUUGCGAGAUACUUUGGGUACGGCCAUUUACUUCAUGGUCUACGAGAGCGGAAAGCAGCUCGGAACUACCUUUGGUGGUGACCACCCGACGACUAAUAAGUUCGCGGUUGUCAUCUCUGGGGGCAUGUGCGGGAUAGUAUCCUGGGCAAUGAUAUACCCCAUUGACUCGGCAAAGAGUAUCUACCAGCGAAACUCUCUCUUGUACUCGAAAGGGCAACAGGUUGAGCCGCCGCCGAAGAUUGAAUUCUUCAAACGAAAUAUGUAUCGCGGACUAGGGGUUUCAAUGGGUCGCUCAUGCGUCGUCAACGCCAUCUUUUUCUCCGCUUUCGAAUUCACAAAAAAGCAUCUCAACUCCCUGGAUGACAACUAA
Colletotrichum abscissum is the source of this 1065-nucleotide messenger RNA. RefSeq lists its product as uncharacterized. Gene Ontology annotation, biological process: carnitine transmembrane transport; mitochondrial transport. Lineage: Eukaryota; Fungi; Ascomycota; Sordariomycetes; Glomerellales; Glomerellaceae. Gene Ontology annotation, cellular component: mitochondrial envelope. The record is from RefSeq and is a predicted model, not a curated record. The coding region runs from base 1 to 1065 and encodes 354 amino acids. Gene Ontology annotation, molecular function: O-acyl-L-carnitine transmembrane transporter activity. The transcript is spliced from 4 exons.